Messenger RNA from Mycotypha africana, 1017 nucleotides. RefSeq names its product Bin/amphiphysin/Rvs domain for vesicular trafficking-domain-containing protein. Gene Ontology annotation, cellular component: cytoplasm. The transcript has 4 exons. The coding region runs from base 1 to 1017 and encodes 338 amino acids. NCBI's taxonomy places the organism in Eukaryota, Fungi, Mucoromycota, Mucoromycetes, Mucorales, Mycotyphaceae. The record is from RefSeq and is a predicted model, not a curated record. Gene Ontology annotation, molecular function: protein binding.
AUGGAACAACCAGCAGACGGAAUCAAGGUCGUCGACGCAGAGCCUCAAGCUAUCGGUACAAACACUCAAGCUUCCUCAUUGAAUGCAAAUGCUUUUUUGAACAACACCUUGGAUGGUUUUGCUAGUUUGAGCUCUCGUUUCAAUCCUUUCGCUCAAAAGUUGAAUAAAAGUCUUGGACAAGUUCGACAGUAUGCACAAGAAAAAUUGGGUACAGCAGAAAGCAUCACUGAGUUACCCCAAGAAUAUAAAGAAUUAGAAAAGAAAGUUGAUGCUCUUAGAAGUGUUCAUACUAAUUUACUCAAAGUUAGCCGUACCUUCAACAGCUCUUCUUAUGAUUACCCUGUUCAAAUUCAAGAGUCGUUAAUCGGUAUUUCUAAUACCGUCACUAGAGAAUUCCAACACUUGGCAUUAUCUUCAGCUGCAGACCGUGCUGCAGGCUCUACUAAUACUAAUUCAACUGCUCAGGAUAAACCCAAUGAGGAACCGAAGACAUUACUCCAUGGUCUUUCUCGCGUCGCUGCUGAAGGCGCUCAAAACAUCGGUGUGGAUGAGCCUUACGGAACAGCUUUGUACAAAUACGCCACCAUCACUGAAAAAAUUGCCGAUGCUCGUGUUCAUAUGGACCGUGACAUUGUUGAAAAAUUCAACAAGCCUAUGCAAACCACAGUCAACACUACUAUUGAACAAGCUAUGAAAGCCCGCAGAAAUGUCCAAUCCAUCCGUUUAUCAUUAGAUGCCUGUAAGGCCAAAUACCGAUCAGCACGUCCUGAAAAGUUAGAAGCAGCAAGGUUAGAAGUGGAACAAGCUGAAGAUCAAUUUGUAGCCGCUGUGGAAGAAGCUACCAAUUUAAUGAAGGCAGCCCUUGAGAACCCUGAACCAUUUCGUAAUCUAGCGGACCUUGUUCAAGCUCAAUUGCAAUAUUUCAAACAAGCACAGGAACUUUUGUCUGAUCUGGCUCCUGAAUUAGAUGAAAUUCAAGUAACUCAGGAAUCAUUGUAUAGAAACAGUCGUGCUUAA